Molecule: messenger RNA, 522 nt
Organism: Saprolegnia parasitica CBS 223.65
Lineage: Eukaryota; Oomycota; Saprolegniomycetes; Saprolegniales; Saprolegniaceae
Exons: 1
Coding region: 1-522 (173 amino acids)
Molecular function (GO): hydrolase activity
Source: RefSeq, a predicted model, not a curated record
AUGGUCGACGACCCGGACCUCUGCUGCAUCUACGACGACGACGGCGUCAGGUCGCUCAUCCAGUACGUGGACGCAGCCGACUUCUCGGGCCUCGCACCCGUGACGCAAGUCUACGGGCUAGCGCUGACGCGCGACGGCAAGGUGCUCCUCGGCGUCGACAUGCGAGGCCGCUGCACGCUGCUCGGCGGGACUGUCGAAGCCGGUGAGUCCUUUGCCGAGUGCCUCAAGCGAGAGAUGCUUGAAGAGGCCAACUACCGCGUGCUGUGCAUGGCGCCCAUCGGGUACCAGCGCAUUGACUGCGGCGACAACGUAAGCUACCAGGUGCGCUACGCCUGUCUCGUCGAGCCUGCCGGCGCCUUCACGGGCGACGCAGACAGCAGCGCCAUCAACCCGAUCGUCCGCGUCAUCGAGGUCGAGCGCGGCGAUGCGCUCUCGCACUGGAACUGGGGCAAGAAGUCGGCGCUCAUGCUGAUGCGCGCCACCGAAUGGUAUCAACGGGUCCAACGCAAUACGUGCGAGUAA